Messenger RNA from Ostrea edulis (European flat oyster), 3827 nucleotides. RefSeq lists its product as uncharacterized. The transcript is spliced from 6 exons. Gene Ontology annotation, molecular function: FAD binding; oxidoreductase activity. The record is from RefSeq and is a predicted model, not a curated record. Lineage: Eukaryota; Metazoa; Mollusca; Bivalvia; Ostreida; Ostreidae. Bases 229 to 2028 code for a protein of 599 amino acids.
UAAAACGCGACUCUCAGCUUAAUUGGGAGAAAGAUUUCAAAAUCACUGUGUUUUAUGAUACACAACAGUUACUAUAUAUAGAUGCGGGGAGUUAAUACCGAGGACACAAACUCAUACAGUGACGCAUAUUCUUGUAUUCUACAUUGCACAAUAGCUGCUAUAUAUAAACGUGUGUGUAGAUGCUGGGUGUAAAUAAUAAGGACACAAGCUUAGACAGGUAAACACAGAAUGCAUAUUUUGACUGUCAGCAGUGUCGUACUACUCUUAAUCGAAUCGGGUCAAUCCGUGACCCCUUUCUGCUAUCCAGGCGAUCCCUGUUUUCCGAGUGGCAGCAUCAUCAACGCUUUCGCGACCUCACUGCCAAAUGGAUCGGUAAUAUUUCCUUCCGAUACCGAAACCUACACUGACGUCACACGGAUGCGUAACCUGAUUAGGACCAGCUAUCCCUUUCUCGUUGUUAUGGCCAAGACACGUGAAGAUGUCAAGGACACUAUAGCUUUUACUAGGCAAUAUGACCUCCAUCUGACUGUUCUUGGUACUGGUCAUGACUUCAAUGGUCGCUCCACAGGAAACGACACCCUACAGUUAAACCUGAGUUUGAUGAAGGAUAGAGUGGUGGAUCUUACUUCAUGGAGGCAUGAAAACGGAACGAUUUCGGUGGGACCCGGAAACACGUGGAUGGAUGUGUACAGGGAGGUUGACAAGUACAAGAGAGUCAUCGUUGGGGGCAGCGCGCAGACUGUCGGGAUGGGUGGAUACACUCUCGGAGGGGGACACAGCCCAAUUUGUCGUUCCUAUGGAAUGGCCAUAGAUAACUUACUGGAGGUAGAAAUGAUCAUGGCUGAUGGUAGAAUUGUCACAGCGACACACGACUUCGUUCACACCAUCUACAACAAUGGCAGCAGCUCCAACGUCACCGACACGGAUUUUUUCUGGGCUGUGGCUGGCGGUGGAGGGGGCACAUUUGGAGUGUCCACCAGACUUCUAUUUAAAUUACACACCCCACCAGAAAAAGUCAUCAGACUCGUAAUGAUUUAUCCCAUGUAUACAGUAUGGGCCGAAGAUGUGUUCGCUCAAGUAUACACAAAAGUAACGGAACUGUUCACCGAUGAUUUACCUCACGAGUGGGGUGGUUAUCUCAUCUUCGAUGGAAAGACUGAUGAGUAUGGGUCUAGGGGACAUGUGACGUUUGUUUUAAAUCACUUGGGAUCAAACACCACAGCCUCCUACAGGUACCUGGAAAAUCUCAUUGAGUUCCUGCCGACAAAGAGAUAUUUCGAAAUCAAAGAGUACCCAACCUUUUUGGAGUACGAGAAAGAGAUAAUCGAACCAAGCCAAUAUUACUUUACCUUCGUUUUUAAUUCCCUGAUCCCUACAAGUAACCUCACCACGGAGUUCAGAGAUAACGUGAGAUGGUCUGUACUUAAUAGACCCACACCGAAUUCUGAAACAAGUUACACAGCGACAUUGAUCGGCGGCAAAAUGCGUGAAGUUGGCACCGGAAGCACCUCUGUUCACCCCGGGUUCAGGAGCACUCUCCUGUCGAUGUCUGGCGGUGUGAGUUUUGGAUUAUCUGGGAUUCCUGAAAUCCUGGAGCUUUACUACAAGAGUGUUGAAAUAAACAACAAAUUCGCUAAAUUUGGAAACGGGAUGUAUCCCAAUGAGGCUGGGCAGUCCACUCCCGACUGGCAGAACAACUUCUGGGGAUCGAACUAUGACCGUCUUUAUGAGAUCAAACUCCGGGAAGAUCCUGACAUCUUCUUUACAUGUGACCAGUGUGUAGGGUCGGAACUGAAACGCCCAUCAUCUACAUCAUCAUCGACCCCAUCAUCUACUCUGUCAUCCACAUCAUCAGCUUCUAGUGAACCUCAAACAACCGCUUCAGCGCCUGCUUCCUUAGAAUUUUCUCCAACACCCGGUUCUACACCGUCAGAAACCCAAAAUUCAAUUUCGUUAGCCACUGAAGUAAAGCCUCGAGUGUUUAUUUGUCUUCUGUCAUUGUCAUGUUUUCUAUUAAUGCUUGAUUGAAAUGUAGCACAUGCGUAUAUUUCUAUCUGCUUAAUUAGACCAUCUUCAGAAUGUCAUAUAAUUAUUCACAAUACUAUUUAUAUUACAUAAUCUGAAUAAAGAUUGGACAUUGUAUAGAGGUAAUGAUAUGACAAUCUGGAAAUCAGAACAAGUAUAUGUAAUGAUAUUCAUGAUUAUUCCUUGUGAUAACAAAAUUAAGAUGUAUGCAAUGUUCAUUGUAACAUUUUUAAUGUUUCUCUAGAUACUACAUACUAACGACAGAAACAUUACGUAAUAACGACAGAAACAUUACGUAAUAACGACAGAAACAUUACGUAAUAAAGACAGGAACAUUAUGUAAUAACGACAGAAACAUUACGUAAUAACGACAGGAAAAUUACGUAAUAACGACAGGAAAAUUACGUAAUAACGACAGAGACAUUACGUAAUAACGACAGAUAUAUUACGUAAUAACGACAGAAACAUGACGUAAUAAUGACAGAAACAUUACGUAAUAACGACAGGAACAUUACGUAAUAACGACAGAUAUAUUACGUAAUAACGACAGAAACAUUACGUAAUAACGACAGAGGCAUUACGUAAUAACGACAGGAACAUUACGUAAUAACGACAGAGACAUUACGUAAUAACGACAGAAACAUUACGUAAUAACGACAGAAACAUUACGUAAUAACGACAGAUAUAUUACGUAAUAACGACAGAGACACUGAAGUCAGUGACCCUAAUCAUGUUCAUGUGUUGAAUGUUUACAAACAAAAUACUCACAUUACUAUGUUCUUCUGUGUUUAUUUUGCAUGGCUUAUUUUUCCAGCAUUGAAGAUAAUAUAUACAUACAUGUUAUCUUGUCCCUUUCCUACGUCAUCGCCAGUACGUGCUCGUGUAAAUCAUAUUCAGGGAAUUAUCGUUUCAGAUGUACACAUGUAAAAUCUGACCCUGGUCGCUUGUCGUCUACCUCUGAUUCAGUCAUCCUCUUCUAUGUGCGUUUUUUCGUCUGAUGGCUGCCGGGCCUUAAUCUAAUUUAAUGUCUACAGAUAGUAUACAUAACAACACGGAGAAUCACCAAUACUUAUAACAUUAUUAAGGAAAUCAAUCAACUGCAACCUCUCAUAGGAACUAUUAUUUGCCAGAUAAUGAUGUUUCUGAGGACAAAUUUCUCACAAGUCUAAGCCCCCCUCCCAUGACAAAAGUGUUGGGUGUCUGUCUUACAAGGCAUUUCGGUUGUGAAUUAGCGAACUAACGCAGAAUCAAAGCAUGCACUGGCAUUGGAAUGUAGGUGGAUUAGGUCAUUAUUGUGCUUAUGUAUCGUUUACAUCUAUGUCCUUUUGAUUUUACUUUUGAAUUUACGUACAUGGGACAUGUUAAACAGUCUGAUAAGAUUCUGUUUAUUCUAUGCCUUAAUCAGUUAAAUGAAGAUUCCAGAAGUUAUUGCCAAAAUGCAUCGUUGGUAUUUUAUAUAUUUGUUGAACAAUGGGAUAUUAAUCGUACUACAUGUGUUUUAUUAUGAGAGAAUCUCGUUUUACAAUUUUUAGGCUAUUCUUAAUGCAAGAUGACUUUCAAUUUUUUUUUAAAAUAUGGAUUUAUCAUAUUUUGAUUUUAUAUUGAUGAUCAUUAUUCAUAAAAUCAAAACUUUUAAAAGACCAUAAAACAUUUAUCAUGUUUCUAAGUAUGUUCAAUAUGCAGAUGACACCGAGUGUUAAUGUUAAUGUGUUCUGUGUACUUUACCACUAUUUUGAAAUACAUCAUAUAUCAGAUAUAUGCACAUGUAUGUGUUAUUCAAUAAAAGAAUUGAAAUAAAAAAA